AUGUCGGGAACCCGCAAAGACGCGCCAUUCGUCUCCUCUGUAGGACGUGUUCAAGGGACAAGGAUCAGCAGAGAUAACUCUGGUGAAUCGCUGGCAUCUCAUCCUCUCCUAUCACCACCACCAGGCUCAGUCAGCUCAGCUAAUGCAGUCACUGCAACAACAUCGGACACCAAAGCGAGCACUCUAAAACCUCCCGAGUCACCCCCAAAUGGAAAUUCUCCUAAAUAUGUUCCAUACACCCCGCGACACCGCGUAUCAACCUCGCAGGUCACGGCUCAAUACUCAUCUGCCACUCUGGGGACAACUGGAGGUGGUGCGACCCCACAACUUCAACUCCAGAAUCUGAAAGCUGCCGCACAAAACGCGCAACUGAACUCGAACAGCGUCGGAUGGGCCAUUUGUGAAAAGUUGUAUCAGGAGGGAGAAUCCCCUGAAUGGGAAGAUAUAUGGUCCGCAGUUGUCCAAAACAAGGCUACGCUUCUAUUACCUUUGGAUCCUGUCACCCCACAAGAAGUGAUCACUGCGGACUAUGUGCGUGACCACGUCGUCUACUGUACAGCACCUUCAAACAAGGUCAUACCAGUUGUUACCCUCUCUGGACUGAGAGGGAAUACUCUGACUUUGCGGUCUGUCAUCGCUACUACAGCACCACACUUCCAAGCUCUAGCUGCUCUUAAUUCUCGUGUUUCUGCUUUGGCGGCCCUACCUCCACUUCCAUCGCCGCUGAUCGUACCUCUCAAGCCAGAGUACCCUGUUUUCAACAUUCCUGCUCCUCAAACCGAGCUUCCGUUUCCAUCUCAACCGCAACAUAAGCCACAAGCUCGUCCGGGCCUCACAGCAGCUCGCUUAAACCCAUUUGCAAGUUUAUUUGGAGUGAGGGCAUCGCCUGCCUCAACACCCAUCGCCCUUCCUUCCACACCAACCAGCGAGGAAAGCGAGGGCCGAUCUCCUUCCGUAAAUGUUUCUGUCUACGUCAUUCAAGGUCGCAUUAUCAAGAAGGACGUG
This is a messenger RNA of Acaulospora colombiana, 1005 nucleotides long. NCBI's taxonomy places the organism in Eukaryota, Fungi, Glomeromycota, Glomeromycetes, Diversisporales, Acaulosporaceae. The record is from the annotation of a GenBank genome assembly.